This is a messenger RNA of Ambispora gerdemannii, 2098 nucleotides long. The record is from the annotation of a GenBank genome assembly. Lineage: Eukaryota; Fungi; Glomeromycota; Glomeromycetes; Archaeosporales; Ambisporaceae.
AUGAGCUAUCAAGAAACUUUAGUUCGCUUAGAGAAAGAGAAAAAAGAACUGGAAACAGAGGUCGGCACUCGUUCUCCUAGUAGUGAUGAGUCCAAUCAAGAAAGAUUCAAAAGGGAAAAAUUAGAAUUAGUUAAAAAAAUAAUAAAAGGUUAUUCUCAAGGUUUUGCGGAGGAAAUAAGCGGUGAUAAAAUGGAUCAAGUAUUUAGUGAAGUUUACGGUUUUGAAAAACAAAAAGAGGAAGCAAAGUCUAUUUUGCUACUUCAAAAAUAUUUCAAAGCGAAAGGCAUCAAAGACCCCGAAGCUGGAAAAAUUUUGUGUUUUGUGGGUUCGCCGGGGACCGGCAAAACUCACUUUUCCCGUAAAUUCGCGGAGGCCAUCGGGCGAAAAUUUUUUAAAAUCAAUUUAGGAGGAGCCAGCGAUGCAUCCAUUAUCAACGGAGGGAAAACAAGCUUAGUAGGCGAAGGAGUGGGCGAAAUUAUUAAAGCUAUUGCUGACACUGAAAGUCGGGAUCCGGUAGUUUUGCUGGAUGAGGUUGACAAAACUGGUUCAUUCUUUGGUGGCAGUAUCGAAAACGCACUUUUGCACGUCCUAGACCCCGAGCAAAACCGGAAUUUCAAGGACCGUUAUUUAGGGAUAGAAAUCGACAUCAGUUUUUUCACUUUUGUCUUGACCGCCAAUGACCUAAGCAAAGUCCCUGAGCCACUGAAAAAUCGCUUGGAAAUUAUUAGAUUACCCUCCUACACCAAAGAGCAAAAAUUUCAAAUUGGUAAAAUGAAGAUUGGAACAGUCUUCUCAGAAAGUUAUCAGAAUAAAAACAAAGACCUUUUUGAAAUAACUGAUGAGGCUCUCCGCACUUUAAUUGGCAAAAUUGAGGAGGAUGGGGUUCGCCAGUUAGAAAGAAAAAUUAAGGACCUCAUUCGUUGGGCUUUUACUCAAUGGUCUCUGGCUUUAGAAAGAGGAGAGGAAGAAACCAAAAUUAUUAUCGAUGAAGACAAAGUAAAUGAACUAGUGGAAGAUUCGAAAAAGGAUGAGCCAGAAGAAGAAAGUGCUGAAGAUAAAUUAAAAAAAGAAAUUGAAGAAUUAACCCAAGAAAAAGAAAAUCUAGAGUCUUCUAACUUAUCUCUUUUUAAAUCAUUAAUCAUUAGCAAUAAUCAUGGGUUUUGUGAUAAGCACAAUAAAACUACUUGCCAAAAUUCCGAGGGGAAUUGUGCUCUUUGCCAACUAGAGGAACAAACAAAAACCAUCAAAUCCAUUACCACCAAAGAAAAUUUAUCUACUUUGGAGAAAGAACUAGCCAACAAAAUCAGAACUAGUGUUGCUGAAAUUAAUAAAAAAUUUGCCCAGAUUCGUUCUAACCAGUCUCAAACUACAAAUAAAGGUUUUGGUGCUACUACUUCACUCUUGAUAAUUGUGGCGGUUGGUGGGAUUUUUCUUUGGAAAAAGUUAAAAAAUUCUAAUAAGACUGACUCGGCUGACCAGGAAGAUGAAGAUAUAAAUCCGGAAGAACUUCCUCCUGAGAUAAAAAAAAAUUACCGACCAAUAUUUCUGUCUCUCAAGCCAAAGAUGAGUUAUUGGAAGCACUUUAUCAAUGCCGAUAAAAAAGGAAAUGAAGACGAUCCUCUUUUUGAAACCAAAUUUUUGGAAAGUAUAAUCGAAAAAUACCAACCAAAAAAUAUUUUUUCUAAUCUGCCCAAGCAAGAAAAAUUUAAUGAAACCAUUAAGGAAAUUAGAGGCAAUCUUCGCUUUUUAAGAGAAGGCUUUGAAUUAAAAUACAAGGGCAAUAAGAAAAUUGACUGGGUCGCUUCCUUGCGAAAACGUGCUAAAAGAAGAAUCGAGAACAAAACUAAAACUCAACAAGAGGAGGAUUUUACCAAAAUGACUGGCUAUCUGGAAAGAGAAUAUAAUUCUUUUGUGAGAUUACAUGCCCAUAAAUUUCCCGCCCUGACCAGUCUAAAAGAGUUAAACCAAUGGACUUAUAUCUUGGUCAAAAAAGCUAGCAUCGCUUUCGAGAUUGUUUAUGAUCGCUUUUAUCUAGGACAAAGAAUGGGUAAGAAAGUUCUUUCUCCAGUCAAAGGGGGAUGGGAAACCGACUGGUAUG